AUGUCGUCCGACGUGAAGAAGCAACCCCCAGCGCCCGAUACAGCGGCGAAUCUCGAGGAGCAACGAGAUGGGGUCACCACGCAAACCAAAGUAGGAGACGAUGGUCGAGUCAACAUCACCAUCCAAGAAAUCAACGAGCUCCUCGCCCAACAGAUCGAGCAACUGCAGCUGUCCCGAAUCCAAGAGGGACUCGCCGCACCUCCCCAGACCGCCCACAGUCUUUUAGAGGCGAGCCACCGACCCUCGAGAAUCCCUCCGCCGCUCAAUGUCGUCGUUCAAGUCGUGGGGUCGCGCGGCGACGUCCAGCCGUUUGUCGCAUUGGGGCUGGUCUUGAAGAAUCAGUACGGCCACCGCGUCCGCCUCGCGACCCACGGGACAUUCAAGAAAUUCGUCGAGGAGAACGGGCUGGAGUUCUUCGAUAUUGGUGGAGACCCCGCAGAACUCAUGGCCUUCAUGGUCAAGAACCCCGGUUUGAUCCCUGGGAUGAAAUCCAUCAAGGAAGGUGACGUGGGCAAGCGACGCAGAGGCAUGGCUGAGAUCCUGCAAGGGUGUUGGAGGUCAUGCGCCGACUUUGACGAGGUGAAAGCCGACGAAGAGACCGUCUCGGCGGCAGCGCCCAAGAAGCAACCCUUCGUCGCGCACGCCAUCAUUGCCAACCCGCCCAGUUUUGCACAUAUCCACUGCGCUGAGAAGUUGGGCAUUCCGUUGCAUUUGAUGUUCACGAUGCCCUGGUCGCCGACUCGAGAGUUUCCGCAGCCCAUCGCCAACAUCAAAUCGUCAAAGGCUAGCGGAAGCAUGACCAACGAAAUGAGCUAUACCCUCGUCGACAUGAUGACCUGGGAAGGUCUGGGAGACAUCACGAACAACUUCAGAACAGAGACUCUGGGUUUGCAUAUGCUUUCUCAGGCGGCGGCAACGGACAUGCUGCAUCGUUUACGCAUACCUUAUACCUAUUGCUGGUCUCCAGCACUGAUCCCAAAGCCCAAAGACUGGGGCCCUCACAUCACCAUCGCAGGCUUCUACUUCCUCUCGUUGGCGUCGAAUUACCAACCAGACCCAACCCUCGCGGAAUUCCUUGCAGCAGGACCGCCGCCCGUUUACGUCGGCUUCGGUUCCAUCGUUGUAGACGAUCCCAACGCCAUGACGAAGCUCAUCUUCGACGCGGUCAAGAAGACAGGCCAACGUGCUUUGGUCUCCAAAGGUUGGGGUGGGCUAGGGGGAGACGACAUGGGCAAACCUGAUAACGUGUAUAUGCUGGGCAAUGUACCACAUGACUGGCUGUUCCAGCACGUGUCUUGUGUGGUACAUCACGGUGGCGCUGGCACGACCGCCGCUGGAAUUGCCUUGGGCCGUCCAACGGUCAUCGUCCCCUUCUUUGGCGACCAGCCAUUCUGGGGAGCCAUGGUUGCCAGGGCUGGUGCGGGACCGAUGCCAGUCCCAUACAAGGAGCUGACAGCAGACCGACUUGCGGACGCCAUCCUAGAGGCGCUAAAGCCCGAGACCUUGGAGCGGGCACGCGAAUUAGGUGAGCGUAUCAAAGAAGAAAAGGGCACUGAAGUCGGCGCGGCGAGUUUCCACGCACAAAUGGACCUCGACCGCCUCCGCUGUAUGCUGGCGCCCUCACGGCCAGCGGUGUGGUCAGUCCGAACCAAAGGAUCCAACACGGAAGAUCUCCGAUUGAGCGCUUUCGCGGCUACAGUGUUGGGCAACGAAGGCUUGUUGGACGUGAACCAGCUUACAAUCUACCGCCCCUGCGAAUAUCCCGUCGAAUUUGGGUCUAUCAGUUCUCAUGUCGUCGGGCCCAAUCCGAUGCUGAGCACCGUGGGAUCCAUCACUUCUAGAAUUGUGCAUGCCCCCAUCAAUAUCGCAAAGGCGUGGGCAGGAGUUGUCUACGAACCCUACAAGGGCGCCAAAUCCGACGGCUGGAAAGGGUUUGGCAGAGGCUUGGGGAAGGGCAUUGGGAAUUUGUUCUUUUCCAACAGAGGACUGGUGGUUGGCCACGCCACAUUCGGAGUCAGGGUGUUGUACGAAGUGAUCAAGAAGAAAUUGAACGGGGAUCCCACAUUGAGUUACAUCCUUGCCACGAGGUAUAUCGAAGGGUUUGAGGCGGUGGGCAAGGCAACCGAGGAGGAGAAGGUGGAGGUGAUCAGGAAGUGGAACGAGAUGAAACCUGAGCUGAAGAUGGUCGACACGCGGUCAAGCGUCGUCAGUGGGUCAUCGGACAAGGGGGAGAGCGAUUCAAUUCUGUCCAAAUUUACGAGCAAUUCCAGCUCGAAGAGUGCAAAACUGGGCAGGCGAGGGAAGAAAGACCAGAACAUCCUGACGCAAACUCCCAGCGAGGCCAGCAGCUCGCGGCAUUCGAACCCCACCACGUCCACACAAGGAGAUGGGAAUGAGACACAGCCAAGUGGUUAA
This is a messenger RNA of Fonsecaea nubica, 2415 nucleotides long. RefSeq lists its product as hypothetical. Gene Ontology annotation, biological process: carbohydrate metabolic process. NCBI's taxonomy places the organism in Eukaryota, Fungi, Ascomycota, Eurotiomycetes, Chaetothyriales, Herpotrichiellaceae. Bases 1 to 2415 code for a protein of 804 amino acids. Gene Ontology annotation, molecular function: hexosyltransferase activity; UDP-glycosyltransferase activity. The transcript has 4 exons. The record is from RefSeq and is a predicted model, not a curated record.